This is a messenger RNA of Arabidopsis arenosa, 1167 nucleotides long. The record is from the annotation of a GenBank genome assembly. NCBI's taxonomy places the organism in Eukaryota, Viridiplantae, Streptophyta, Magnoliopsida, Brassicales, Brassicaceae.
UAUUUGGAUCCAAGAAGCAAAAAUGUCGAAUCCUUCUUCACCAGGAAUUGCCAUUCUCGGAGCUGGGAUCUUCGUCAAAACGCAAUACAUUCCGAGAUUGGCUGAGAUCUCCGAUCUUGUCGUCCUGAAAGCUAUUUGGAGCCGUACUGAGGAAUCUGCAAAAGGAGCUGUGGAGAUAGCAAGAAAGCAUUUUCCAGAAGUGAAGUGCAAAUGGGGAGAUGAUGGUCUCAAUGAGAUCAUUCAAGAUAGUUCAAUAGUUGGUGUUGCUGUUGUUGUAGCUGCAGAAACCAUGGUUGAAAUGUCACUGAAGAUGCUCAAGGCAGGAAAACACGUCCUUCAAGAGAAGCCAGCUGCUGCCUCAAUCAGUGAGAUAGAAACUGCAAUAUCUAGCUAUAGAAAUAUUUCUGCUGAUUCCCCAUGCCGUCCAAUCUGGGCAGUGGCUGAAAAUUAUCGUUUUGAGCCAGCUUUUGUUGAGUUGAAGAAACUGAUAGCAGAAACUGGGGAUAUGAUGAACGUCCAGCUUAUUAUUGAGGGAUCAAUGAACAGUUCGAAUCCUUAUUUCUCAAGCUCGUGGAGGCGAAAUUUGAGCGGUGGUUUCAUCUUGGAUAUGGGUGUGCAUUACAUUGCAGGGUUAAGAAUGCUUGUUGGAUGUGAGGUAGCAUCAGUCUCUGCCACCACUUCCCAUGUGGAUAAGACUUUACCUGGACCAGACAAUAUAACAUCAAACUUUCAGCUGGAGAACGGAUGCUCUGGUGUUUUUGUUAUGGUUGUGUCUUCAAGAUCUCCAAAGAUAUUAUGGAGAGUCGUAGGACUAAAAGGCACUGUUCAACUUGAGCGUGGAGUCGAAGGUGGCCGACAUGGCUACAUGGCCACGAUUUACGGGGAAGGAGGUACAUCAAGGACCAUCUUUUACCCGUUCAGCGGAGUGACUGAAGAGCUAAAAGCAUUCUUCAAUGAUAUCUCAGAGACUUCAAAGGAGCAAGAGCCUCGACUAUCAUACGUGGAAGGUGCUCGUGACGUUGCGGUUCUUGAAGCAAUGCUCGAGUCUGGUGCGAAAAAUGGAGCCGUAGUCCCUGUCACCAAAUUCUAGCUUUGAACCUUUAUUAAGUAUGGUUUAGACACCAAGAUACCGCUAAAGCUUUGAUGGAAUAAAAUUGUUACGUUUCA